Messenger RNA from Selaginella moellendorffii, 1464 nucleotides. RefSeq names its product methyltransferase-like protein 22. The transcript is spliced from 6 exons. Gene Ontology annotation, molecular function: protein methyltransferase activity. The record is from RefSeq and is a predicted model, not a curated record. The coding region runs from base 90 to 1160 and encodes 356 amino acids. Gene Ontology annotation, cellular component: nucleus. NCBI's taxonomy places the organism in Eukaryota, Viridiplantae, Streptophyta, Lycopodiopsida, Selaginellales, Selaginellaceae. Gene Ontology annotation, biological process: protein methylation.
AUCUUCUUCUUUAGUCCUAGCUGAGCCUUGAUCAUGGCAACCAGUAUCUUUUAAGACUAAGUUCUUGUCAAUUUGCCCUAGCUUAUGAAAUGGAGGUUUUGAGCGAGGUGCAUCUGGAAUGCGGAUCUGGAUGCGUCGUGUCCUGCUUCACAAUCAGCAGCGCCAAGUCAGGUACACUCUCUGGGCUCGGAUCGUCCACCCAAAUAUCUUCCUACGCAGACAGUGACAAAGUUCCAUCGGCUCAAGGGCGCAGCUCGGCGGCGCAUCAAGUGGAUACAACGAGUGGAGUGGACGACGAUGGUGAUCUCAUUGUCGCUCGGAGAAGCACAGCAGUUUUGGUUCCAGACAGGCCGAGAGAGUCCAUACUGAUAUAUCACAACAUGGCCACCGCCAUCCCUCUAGUAGGUUUGCAGGUGUGGAGAGGAGCACUACUCCUUGCCGACUUUAUAAUCCACAAGUGCAAGAACACCUCCGACUUUGAGAAUGUCACGGCUCUGGAAUUCGGGUGCGGGACAGGACUAGCAGGCAUUACCCUUGCACGCCAUGCCAAGCUCGUUUUCCUGACGGACAGGGGUGCGGAUGUGCUUGACAACUGCUCUCGGAACGUUUUUGCAAACCGCGAGUCCUUUCUUCGGGGCGAGUCCGGCGUUAGAGUGCGAGAGCUGGAUUGGGAGGAAGGCUGGCCACCCCGGACGACAAACAUGCAACAGGCAGCGACGAGCUCUCCGUACCUUUGGAGCCAACAGGAUCUCAAGGAUGUGGAGGACGCCACCAUCUUUCUGGCCGCAGAUGUCAUCUACAGCGACGACUUGACCGAUGCUUUCUUCCGAGCUGUGUCAAAGAUGCUCCUUCCUGGAUCAAACAAAGUUGAGCCAAAGUCCUACCUUAAAGCUCUCGAGUUCCUUCUCACUCCACCUGGUGCACAGGCACUCUACCUUGGACUUGAGAAGCGCUACAAUUUUUCCAUGGACGCGCUGGACGUGGUAGCCAAUGGCUAUGCAAACUUUGUUGGACACCUGAGCGUAGAAGGGGAAAACACCAGUGCUGCAUUCCUCGGCAAACGUUUGGAUGAUUUCACGGUCCCAAAAUACAUUAUGGAAUACGAUCGCGGUACAGACUUGGAGCUAUGGGAGAUAUGUGCAGCGCCACAGAGGCAGUGAAAGCGGAGAGCACUAUUUGGCCUUGACCGGAAGGACCUUCUCCACGAUCUUGUCGCUGAGCUCCUGCACUUGCGUCUCCAGGCUCUUGAGCGUCUCCUGCUUUUGCUCUUCCAAGUUGGCGAGAGCUUGAGCCAGCUCCUGCUCGAUUCGCUCCCUUGAUUUUUGCAGUUUGGCCUCCAGCUCCGCGGCGGUCUCCUUCUUCAUCUUGUUCAGUGCGGCGGUGGUCUCGGCUCUGGCCGCCUGAAUCAACGCCUCGGCUUCGUCUUGGAGCUUCUUAAUCUCCUCCGAGUUGUCCUUGACGCUC